AAGAGGAAAGUAAAGGUGAUGAGACAGCACCACAUUUAAAAAAUGACAUGGCACCGAAAGAGAGUAAAACUAGUAAAAUCCUUUGGUAUUAUUUUCAUUGGCAGUUUUGGUAUGUUAUUGUAAUCCUUGCCUUUUCACCAUUGAUUUUGGCAUUCGGUUUGGCAACCAUCGCUUGUGGAACAAGGAGCCAAGAGUUUUUAAGGAAGAUUCAUCGUCCGUUAACGCCUCCUAUCGAAGAUAAAAAUUUAGAACCAAUAAUAUUUCCAACAUUAAAGGAACUAGAUGUGAAAAUAAGCGUUACUUAUUCAUGGCAAAAGAUAACCAAAGCUAACACCACCUUAUUUGUUUAUAGUAAUAAGGUAUAUGAUUUAGGAAACUAUCUUGAUCCUUCAAAUGAGGAUAAGUUGCUUGGAGAUGAUAGCGUUACAGAAUGGCUUCGAGGUCUCCUCGGAGACGUUGAAGGAACAACCAUCGGAUGUUUCGCGAAUAAAGAUGAUACGACAUCACACCUUUUGUUAUUAGUCACGUGUUAUUCGGAAGGUGAACAUUCAAUGCACACAACACUUGAUUCAUUGACCAGUACGGAUUAUUCUGACAAGCAAAAAUUAUUAAUGGUAAUCGCUGGUGGUGACAUAACCGGAUCAGAUAACGAUAAAACAACUCCGGAGAUAUGCGAGGAUUUAAUUGAACCAUUCAAUUUAUCUAGUUUCGAGUCUCCGACACCACAGUCAUAUUUAGCCGUAGGAGAAGAUGGCACACCAGAAGAAUGA
Funneliformis caledonium is the source of this 770-nucleotide messenger RNA. Lineage: Eukaryota; Fungi; Glomeromycota; Glomeromycetes; Glomerales; Glomeraceae. The record is from the annotation of a GenBank genome assembly.